This is a messenger RNA of Penicillium lagena, 1482 nucleotides long. RefSeq lists its product as uncharacterized. Gene Ontology annotation, molecular function: transmembrane transporter activity. The coding region runs from base 1 to 1482 and encodes 493 amino acids. Lineage: Eukaryota; Fungi; Ascomycota; Eurotiomycetes; Eurotiales; Aspergillaceae. Gene Ontology annotation, cellular component: membrane. The transcript is spliced from 2 exons. Gene Ontology annotation, biological process: transmembrane transport. The record is from RefSeq and is a predicted model, not a curated record.
AUGAAGACCUCCAAUGACUUGAUGUCAGCGUCUAACCCUGUCGAGGGUGGGAAACCGGCCCCUCCAGAGCUCAUGGGACCCGACCACAAGGAAUACUCAGCAAUCCUUCGUAAAGUGGACUGGCACAUUGUCCCCAUCAUGCUCGCCUGUUACUUUCUAGAGUUCCUUGACAAAGUGCUCAUCAAUUAUGCAGACGUCAUGGGCCUACAAGAAGAUUUGGGCAUGACAGACGACAACUUCAGCUUAAUGGCGACACUCUUUUUCGUCGGGUUCGCAGUGGCGGAAGUACCUCAAGGCUACCUCCUGCAGGCAUUUCCUUUGGCAAAGGUACUGGGAUUGAACUUGCUCUGCUGGGGAAUCCUUGUCGCUUGCAUGGCCGCAGCUCAGAAUUACGGCCAAAUCCUCACGAUUCGCAUAUUGCUCGGCACCUGCGAAGCUGUCAUUUCGCCUGCGCUGGUUUUGAUUACAUCAACCUGGUAUACAAAGCGCUGUGCAGCUCCUCGUUAUGGGAUCUGGUAUUGCGGUCUCGGUGCCGGUCAAAUAAUUGGAGGUCUUAUCUCGUUUGCAGCUCAGCAUAGUCCGGAGACCGGUCUCAGCGGAUGGCGUAUCAUGAUGAUUGCGGUUGGCAUUUUCAACAUUUGCAUCGCAUUAGUAGUCAUCGUAUUCCUUCCUUCAACUUUGGACUCUGCCAGGUUCCUCAUCUCAACUGAGAAGGAAUCGCUCCGACGCAUGCUUGUUCUCGACCAAGCAGGGAACGGACUCAAGGUGUUCAAGACGAAAGGUCUCUCUGAGGUUUUCAUAGACUUGCAAGUCUGGCUAUUGACCCUCCUUGCUGCUCUGACCGUUAUCCCAAGCGGUGUCAUUACCACUUUCUCGGCAAUCUUGAUCAAAGGGUUCGGAUAUGACUCUAAGCAGUCUGCGCUACUCAAUAUGCCAUCCGGAUUCGUUAGCAUCAUUGCAACGUGUGGGUCAACAUACGCCGUCCUCAACAAAACACCACGCUGGAUCAGCAUAAUCAUUGUUCUAGCACCUGCCCUUAUCGGUGCAGGCCUGAUGUCGUUCCUCCCACAAUCCAACCAAGGCGGAAGAUUGGCUGGCAUCUAUCUACUCAAUACCACUGUUGCCCCGAUGGCGCUCAUUUACUCCUGGGUGGGAGCCAACACUGCCGGAUAUACGAAGAGAAUAGGAGCCAACGUAAUGAUCGCGGUUGGAUUCAGCAUUGCCAAUAUUAUUGGACCACAGACCUUUCGCGCCAAAGAUGCGCCGCAGUAUACUCCAGCCAAAAUCACCCUCUUUGCCGUCCUAGGGGCCGCAAUGUUUGUCUCAGCACUCCUCAGGCUACUGUACACAUACCGCAACGCAUCGACAAAGAGAUAUCGAGAUGAGCAACUUGCAAAUAGAGUCGGGGAAUCGGCGAUUGUAACAGAAGAGCAAGAAGAUCUGACGGACCUCGCAAAUCCGGCGUUCAUCUACGUGUACUGA